UUCUAUUACUGUUACUUUAUUUCAUUAACAAUUAUCUUGAGUUUCCUCCACAAGAAAAUCUUGCUUCUUUUUUAUACUGAGAUCUACUUCCACUUCAACUGGACUGUUUUCUUCUAAUAUUCAUCUUGCUUUGCCUCUGCUGAAGGACAAUGAAGGAGCAGUACCAGCCACCACCAACCGCAUGGAAUACAUGGAGUGAUCCCUUACAACUCCACACAGUCAUGAAUGAUAAUGGAUGUCUUGGAGAAGACUGGACAAUAGUUAGUUCACAAGACUCGGAGACAGUACAGCAAGAGGAUGAUUGUGUCAUGAACAUGGGAGAGAGAGUGGAGCAAAAUGAAAAGCAAGGAAUGGGCUUCACUAUGUUUUCUGAUGGAUUCAGCAGUACACCAUGGAAACAUCUGUUAUAUGAGGACAAAAAUCAUGGUGAAUUUAAAACUGAUACAAAGAUGUUAAAGACAAAUAUGCCAGGUACCAAAUUCUGUGGAUUUUGCCGACGUAAUGGAGCAACUUUAAAGAAAUUCUUAAACCAUCCCCUCAGGAACGAUGUUGGGAAACUUGUGUGCCCAGUGCUAAGAAGUUAUACCUGCCCUAAUUGUGGAGCCACAGGUGAUGCAGCACACACAGUAUCAUAUUGCCCCAGCAAGAGGCUGCCUCAUGAUUCUCAGCCCUUGGCUGUCAAACUGAAGAAUACGAUGCGAAAUGCUUCAUCCAUUCGUCGAUUUAAACACUAACACCGCAGCUAUCGUGUGAUUUUUGUUUGGUUUACUCUUAUAAAAAAUUCACUUUUGAAGUUAUUAGUAGUCUUUGAAAAAAGAUUGUAGAAUUAUGGCAAUGGCUAUUGUUCAUAGAAUAUGCUUACUAAAGCCUUUGGUGUGUAUUACACUGAUUUGAUUUGCUAUGUACUGGUUUCUUUUAUGCUUCUAAUCCAAAGAAAUUUCACAAGUUGA
Messenger RNA from Penaeus monodon (black tiger shrimp), 950 nucleotides. RefSeq lists its product as uncharacterized. Gene Ontology annotation, cellular component: perinuclear region of cytoplasm. Gene Ontology annotation, biological process: oogenesis; negative regulation of translation. NCBI's taxonomy places the organism in Eukaryota, Metazoa, Arthropoda, Malacostraca, Decapoda, Penaeidae. The transcript is spliced from 5 exons. Bases 150 to 734 code for a protein of 194 amino acids. Gene Ontology annotation, molecular function: zinc ion binding; mRNA binding. The record is from RefSeq and is a predicted model, not a curated record.